AUGCGAUUUCAAUCUCCCCAGGCAAGCAACCCUCCCUGCCGGAUCGGAUCGACGAUGCCUUCUUCUACCCCAACUGGACGUCAAACGAGAACGACCAGGGCCACGACCGCGGGAGGCAGGACCUUUCCCACGAGUUUAAGUCCCUCAGCCAUGAGGAGCGUGCGCCCAUCGGGGAUAAAGAAGGCGAGGAUGAUGCCGAUCUCCUCGCGCGCACGGUUCACCUCCGCUUCCUGCCGACUGGAAUGCGGCAAGGGGAGUUGGCGGAUCUUUGUCGGGAGUGUGGGGAAUACCUCCGCGUGCGGAUCUGCGGCAACGCCACGAGCAAACAAAAUUGGAUCUACGGCUUCGUCGAGUUCGCCACCCGCGACGGGGCGAAUCGGAUGA
This is a messenger RNA of Phytomonas sp. EM1, 384 nucleotides long. Lineage: Eukaryota; Euglenozoa; Kinetoplastea; Trypanosomatida; Trypanosomatidae. The record is from the annotation of a GenBank genome assembly.